AUGAAUAUUCCACCUGGGCACCUCCGCAAGGAAAAGUCCAAAGUCACUAUCUACGACUUCAGGACGCUCAAAAUGCCACACGCAGCAGACUUAGAGGAUCCAAAGCUUACUGCCACCCAUGUCGCCGUUCGAGAGGCGCGCAGUCUAGCCAAUGAAGCCACGCUUAGCCAAUUGACUUCAAUGGUGAGCCACGACCCUGCUGCAGAUAUUUCUGAAGUCUUGAAGCGAGAAGCAACAGCGUAUCCUCGUCUGGUCGUUGAGCUCACCGAAGCGUUUAACUCAUCCACAGUUGAUGUGACGCACAACAGAGAUCCACAGCCUUCCGUUGCGACUGGGCUACUGGACCUGCCAGUGGAUGGCUCCGUGAAAGUCACUCACACUUUGGACCGAUCAGUCCUGGGUCUAAUACAUGCAACAGCCGAGUGCGACGAAAUUCUCAGCCAUAUACCUAAAGAAAUGGCGGCAGCAUUCAACCAGUUAAUACGCGGCGGAGAGAUCCUUUUUCAGCUCCACGACACCUUCGUCAUCGAGCUCGGGCCGAGCCAUGUAGUCAAAGUCGCCCAGUCUCUUGAUCCUGAUCAUAUCGAUAAUAUACAAUACGUUGCCACACACGUGCCGAAGCUCCCGAUUCCCCACUGCCUAGGCGUUUUACGUAGUGACCAAAGGACUUGUCUGUUCAUGUCCCGAGCAACAGGCACUACACUUGAAAGCGUCUGGCCCGAUCUCUCCACUACGCAAAAGACAUCCGUACAGGAGCAGCUAAAUUCUUUGUUCCGGCUCCUCCGCACUCCUACCGCCGAGGACUCUGGAUCCGGUGGUGAGGUGGUUCAAAUUGAACACACGAACAUUCGAGUGUCUUCCAUCAUCGACUGGGAAGCAGCAGGCUGGUAUCCAGAGUCUUGGGAAUUCGUCAAAGCCGUGAGCAUGAUCGAUCCUCGUGGCCCCUUGAGUGACUGGAUCGACUUCCUACCCACCGAUGCUAUCGGAUACUUCCCCAUGGAAUUUUCCAUCGACCGCCUGCUCGACCAGUGGCUUGGAUGA
This is a messenger RNA of Alternaria arbusti, 1041 nucleotides long. RefSeq lists its product as uncharacterized. Bases 1 to 1041 code for a protein of 346 amino acids. Lineage: Eukaryota; Fungi; Ascomycota; Dothideomycetes; Pleosporales; Pleosporaceae. The transcript has 2 exons. The record is from RefSeq and is a predicted model, not a curated record.